AUGGCGUUGAAGAGCUAUCACCGUGAAACUUUGAAUGAUAACUGGUACGAAGAGCGCGCGGAAUCUCUGAACGGUGUGCUUCCUCGUGACGGUGUGAAAGAGUUCAAGACGACCCAUGCAACAGACUUCAACGGCGCCCAGCCGAUCAUCCCGCGCCAAAAGCUACGCAUGAUCAGCGAUAACAACAUCGACGAGGCAAUUCGCCAGACUGCGUCACUUGAUUGGAGUAGAGGCUUUCGUUCCGUCCUUCCCGUGCCAGACCCAGAGCCUGAUCGUGGUAUGAUCUCGACGCAGCAUCGAGUGCAUGUAAACCACUUCGCGUCGUCAAAACCCUCAUUCACAUCGACUGCUGGGGUAAUGAUCGCAGCAGGAGGACCUGGUGGAAGAGCCGUCGAGCGUGGCAAGGCUGUGUCAGGGGCAAUGGGCGAGGUCUACAAGAAGAGCUCCGAGCCGCAGAGAGACACGCUAGCGCAGCGAUCCUGGAUGUACUCGACCGACCCAAUGAUUGUUGUCAGGCAGAAGCGUGAAGCCCUUGAAGCGACGAAGUUCACGACGCCUCCAGAGCCCCAGCAAGGCAACAAAACAGUCAACUACGGACGACAAAUCACUGCCAUCACGAGUAUCAGACACCACCACAAAGGAGUCUUCGUUGACGACGAACCGGGAUACCCACAGUAACCACAGC
Molecule: messenger RNA, 685 nt
Organism: Phytophthora nicotianae INRA-310
Lineage: Eukaryota; Oomycota; Peronosporomycetes; Peronosporales; Peronosporaceae
Exons: 4
Coding region: 1-678 (225 amino acids)
Source: RefSeq, a predicted model, not a curated record